Monopterus albus (swamp eel) is the source of this 2074-nucleotide messenger RNA. It is a transcript of the gene r3hdm4, whose product is annotated as R3H domain containing 4. Lineage: Eukaryota; Metazoa; Chordata; Actinopteri; Synbranchiformes; Synbranchidae. Bases 277 to 1017 code for a protein of 246 amino acids. Gene Ontology annotation, molecular function: nucleic acid binding. The record is from RefSeq and is a predicted model, not a curated record. The transcript has 7 exons.
UGCCUUAGAUGUUCUUAAAGGUGUUAAAGUCAUUAGACGUGAUAGGCCUUACUAUAUGAAGACAGAGUGAGAGCUCUUCGUUUUCUCUCUCUUUUGUAAUCUGCUGGUUCAGCCCUCUGUCAAGCUAGCAGCCAGGAGCUGGCUACUUACAAGACAAUCAGCUAAACCUCUUCAUUUAUAACAUUUUUUUUUUAUCUUCCCCGCCUAUAGUCAUUUUUUAAACACGGUCCGUAAAUCCAGACAGUGCGUAUUUUCCGUGUGUCCUGUCUGAAUAAGAUGGUCGUUUUGACAAAAAACCAUGAAGACCAGGAUUAUAUCCUGAUAGAGGAGCGUAAAUGCACCUCCCUGCCCAACUCUCCCGCCAAGCGAGUGUCCCCCACCAAAAAGAAGCAGUUCUUUAUCAAUCAAGCCAUCCGCAACUCUGACCUCACUCCUCAAGCCAAAGGCAAGAAGAGCCUCCGCCGUCAGGAGAACACACGCUACCUUGCAAAUCUUAUUGAGAGGGACGAGUGCUCCAAAGAUGAUCUGGAAGUUUGCAGUAACCCAGCCAUCCCAUCCAUCUUCACUGAGGCCUGCACCAACAGAAACUACAUAGAGCCAUGGAAUGACUUCAUGAAUUGCUCUGGUGAGGAGCAGGAGAGGCUGUUGUCUCUGUUGGAGCAGGAGGAAGCCAAGAAGAAAAACACCAGCCGGCUGCUCAAAGACCAGGACUGCUUUCAGAGGAUCGAUCGCAGGCUGCGAGUAACUCUGAAACGGAAGCAAAUCCCCAUGGGAACUCUGGAAGUACUUGAGGAAAACCUUCUGAGUUUCUUCAAUGCUCAGCCUCACUCAGUUUACACCACCAACCUCGCUAGCAGUUUUGAAAGACUGCUGCUUCAUGCCAUCUGCCAGUAUAUGGACCUCGUCUCUGCAAGCACAGACUACAAAGGGACACGUCAGACUGAAGUGGUGAACAAACAAGACGAGUUUCUGCCUCCUACGCUUCUGCUGUCUGCCUACCUGGAGCAGAUGAGCUGAGACCAGCACCACAUUCUGUGACCCCGUUUCCUCCACAGGGCUAAGCUGCAGGCAGGAGCUGUGAGAGAUGUAGACCAGGUGCACAGUCUGUACAUAAUAUCUAUAAAGUCCAUCACGCUUAGCAAACAACUGAAAGAUGCCCAUUUCCUCCUGGUUGUCCUUUGGUCUCUGUAGUGAGUUUUCCAUUAAUUUUAGCUAUAAACAAAUCUGGCAUUGCAUAAAUUCUAAAUGUUACAUGAUAAAUAUUAUAAAUAACUGUAGGUAUGUUAACAUGCUAAAGUCAGCAGUCAGCUCAGGCCAAGUACAAGAGGUCGACACAUCUGAGGCUGAAAAGGCACAAACUGAUAAGUCUGACAGAGGUGAGUCCGUGAAGUCCUAACAUUGCCACUGUGCAAAGAACAGCCCAUUUGGAUUGAACCAAACACACUCUUCUUGCCAAAAUUUAUAUUUUCUAAAAUUAGUACAGUUGUCAAAGCAGUUUUCUUCUAUCCACAAAUGUCACUUUCUGGCGUAUAAUGCAAAGUAUCAUGGACCACGACCUAGUUUAAGAAUGAACAAUCUACUCUUUCCAUCCAUAGGUGGGGAUUAAAUGAGUUUCUUUUGUUUCCCUAGCUUUUAAAGUACUUACAUAAAUAUUAAUAUAAUAAUGAUGAAUCAUUCUUCACACUGGGACAGUGUGGUAAUCUCAUGAUCUAAUUUGUGACAAGGACUGAGUUAAAUGAAUUAGCUACAUUUUGGUGAUCAGGCCUGCAUACACUGUACACAAUACACAUACAGUACACAAAGGCUAGUUUUUCUUUUUGUUGACAUUGUGUAGGACCUGAUCAUUGCCUUUCAAAUUAAUAGACAAUUUACCAUUGUCUCCUUUUACAGUUCAAAUAAUAACAUUUCAAAAUAUAAGUUCGAACAUCAUACACCUACACUCUCACAGUUUACUGCCAUGUCAUUUCAAUGUAGAGGCCCCUUGUCACUGUGACUUUAGAGUUCUCUGAGACGUUAGUUGAGUCAUGAAAUGACAGAGAAGACAGUUACGAUGCGUCGUAUGCACCAUUUACUG